This is a messenger RNA of Salvia miltiorrhiza (redroot sage), 2700 nucleotides long. RefSeq names its product wall-associated receptor kinase 5-like. NCBI's taxonomy places the organism in Eukaryota, Viridiplantae, Streptophyta, Magnoliopsida, Lamiales, Lamiaceae. The record is from RefSeq and is a predicted model, not a curated record. The transcript is spliced from 3 exons. Gene Ontology annotation, cellular component: plasma membrane. The coding region runs from base 275 to 2536 and encodes 753 amino acids. Gene Ontology annotation, molecular function: polysaccharide binding; ATP binding; calcium ion binding. Gene Ontology annotation, biological process: protein phosphorylation; cell surface receptor signaling pathway.
UUCCUACCGACGACGAGAGAGAGACAGCGGCAGACAGAGAGAAAGAGAGGCGCUGACUUUGAAACAAGCUCAAUCAGUCAACAAUGUACGUACACGAUAACGCCUUCGCCACCUAAUUUUGUCAAAAACGAACAAAAUCGCCAUGUCCAUACAUGCAAAAAGCUAAGAUCGACUGAGAUAUUAUCGCUGCAAGCAGCACUACAUAGUUGUACGUAAAUUAAACUUUCACUACAUAUAGUAGUCAGACGUUGUUUCUUCAUCGCAUGAAUUAAAAAUGUCCCUACACACUAAUACUGCCAUCCUGCAUCUCGUAAUCCUAUGUCUCCCACUCGCUCUAACCCUAACCAGCGCCGACACCAAACCCAACUGCCAAAGCAAGUGCGGGAACCUAACCGUCCCGUACCCCUUCGGCAUCGGAGUCGGAUCGGGCUGCUCGAUGAGCCCGUGGUACGACGUCAACUGCGACGCCUCCUUCGCGCCCCCGCGCCCCUUCAUCGCCUCGGGCAACCUCGAGAUCAUCUCCAUCACAGGCGACGCGCUCCGCAUCAAGAGCUGGGUGGCCGCGCGCUGCUACGACGCAUCCGGGAACAUCACGCGCCAGAACAGGGUGCUCAUCAACAUCACGGGCUCCCCUUUCGCCUUCUCUCAACGCAACAGCUUCACCGUCAUCGGCUGCGACGAGCAAGCGCUGCUCAACUUCAACGGGUUCGGCGCCCUCGGUUUUACCAGCGGAUGCAUCUCCAUUUGCUCCGACAGGGCCGACUUGGGCGCGGGAGAUUGCUCCGGCGUCGGGUGCUGCCAGACUGCGAUCCCCAAGGGCAUGCAGCUUAUGAACUCGUUUCUCGGCACGACCACGGGCCACGUGAGCGUGUGGUCGUUUAAUCCGUGUGGCUACGCGUUUCUUGGUGACCCCACCAGCUAUAGUUUCGCGCCGUCUGAUCUGGCUGACCCGGGUUUUCAGAACAGGACUGUAGAUAAUGUGGGAUUGGUGCUGGACUGGGCUGUUGGGAACCAGAGCUGCAGUGAGGCUCGGAAAUCCGAGGAUUUCGCCUGUUUGGACAAUAGCGAUUGUGUUGAUUCUGAUAUGGGGGCUGCUGGAUAUAGGUGUAGAUGUUCGCAGGGAUUUCAAGGGAAUCCAUAUCUAAGUCCAGGAUGCACAGAUGUUAAUGAAUGUGAAACUAAUCCAUGUGAUGAAAAUGGGAUUUGCACUAAUGUUGAGGGUAGUUAUGCUUGUUCUUGCAAGAAAGGGUACUUGGGAGAUGGCACAAGAGAUGGCCAUGGCUGCAUUGCUAAGAGCUCUGAGUUUCCAGUCAUCAAAUUUUCAUUAGGCUUGAGUUUUGGGUUAUUGGCCAUAGUAAUUGCAAUGACAUGGCUAUUCGUGAGUGUUAGAAGAAGGGCGCUCAUAAAUCUAAGGCAGAAAUUCUUCAAGCAAAACGGUGGGCUGCUGCUCCAGCAGCAGCUCUCUUCAAAUGAGAAAACUAUGAAAUCUAUGAGAAUAUUCAGCGCAGAGGAGCUCGAAAACGCCACCAACAACUACUCAGAAGAUCGAAUCCUAGGCAAAGGAGGUUUUGGGAUAGUUUACAAAGGCGUGUUGCAUGACCCACAGCAAGUAGUUGCAAUCAAAAAAUCAAGAGUGAUGGAUGAGAGCCAGAUGGAGCAGUUCAUAAACGAGGUCAUCAUUCUAACACAAGUCCAUCAUCGCAACGUUGUGAAGCUCCUAGGAUGUUGUCUGGAGACGGAGGUUCCUCUGCUCGUGUACGAAUACGUGAAAAACGACACACUCUUCCACCACAUCCAUAACAGCGGAGGAAUGCCUUGGUUUUCAUGGGGGAAUCGUCUGAGAAUCGCGGUGGAGGCUGCCGGUGCACUAGCCUAUCUUCACUCCGCAGCAGCCAAGCCUAUUAUCCACAGAGAUGUGAAAUCUCCCAACAUUUUAUUGGAUGAAUAUUACAAUGCUAAGAUUGCAGAUUUCGGGGCAUCAAGAUUGGUUCCCAUUGAUCAAACAAUGGCCACCACUCUAGUCCAAGGAACCUUAGGUUACUUGGACCCGGAGUCCUUCCGCACGUGCCAGUUGACAGAGAAGAGCGACGUGUACAGCUUCGGGGUUGUCCUGGCCGAGCUCAUGACGGCCAGGAAACCUCUCUCCAACACCAACAACGACCGAGAAAAGAGCCUCUCGACUUUCUUUGUGACGGCGAUGAAAGAGAACCGGCUCUUCCAGAUUCUUGAUCCCCGCGUGCUGAGAGAAGGGAGCUUCGAACAGCUUCAGGCGAUUGCUGAGAUCGUGAAGAGAUGUCUGAAGCUGCAUGGCGAGGAGAGGCCCACCAUGAAGGAAGUUGCGAUGGAACUGGAGAGCUUGAGGAAGUUCAGUAGGCAUCCUUGGAUUCAGCAACAGGUUGAAGAGGAAUCUGUGGGAUUGAUGAAUGGGGAAUUAUCUGAUUUGUACACUAUCUCUAUGAAUAGUGAGAUUAGUAUGGGACCGCAUAAUUCUGGGACUACACCUUUGAUGUACCCACGGGAACACAGAGAAAAUUAAUUUGAGAAAAAACAAAAAUAAAUUGGAGGUGCGCUUCCCCCAAGAUUCGCCAAUGGAUGCACUCUGUUUUGGGGCCGGCCCUGUAAUAAAGUCUAGCGGGGGCUCCAAUUAUUUUUUAAAGUAUUAAAUUAGUUUUAAACUCAACAAAAUAUCAUUCCCUUUCA